Molecule: messenger RNA, 1705 nt
Organism: Gigantopelta aegis
Lineage: Eukaryota; Metazoa; Mollusca; Gastropoda; Neomphalida; Peltospiridae
Exons: 10
Coding region: 42-1415 (457 amino acids)
Cellular component (GO): membrane
Source: RefSeq, a predicted model, not a curated record
UCUUCCUGAUAGUUUGGUUCUUAUUCCUCCUGUUGUGGUCCAUGCCACUGCUACUGAUCGAAUACGGAACCGGACGAUUCACACAGAAAGCCGUUGUCGGUUCUUUCCGCUGGUUUCUAGGCAACAAGUUUGCGUGGUGUGGCGCUUGGGUCACAUUUGUCACCUUCAUGAUUUCGUCUUACUAUUCCGUUGUCCUCGGCUGGUGUUUUUACUACGUCGUACACUGCAGUGUCUACGAUCUGCCCGCAGACAAAGACGAGAGUUCGAAAAUAUUCAACGACUUCGCGAAGGACAGUUGGUGGCCCAUACUAACACACUUCAUCGCCGUUGCUGUCGCUGGUCUGUCGGUCUUCAAGGGCGUGAAGACGAUCGAGAAGGUCAACCUGUUCCUCGUGCCGCUACUUCUGCUCAUUAUCCUCUUCACGUUCUCGUGGUCUCUCACGAGAUCUUACGCAGACUACGGAAUCAAGUACCUUUUCACGCCCAACUGGACGUCAUUCGGUGACCCGCGAGUGUGGGUGGAUGCCCUAAGUCAGAACGCGUUCGACACGGGGGCCGGGGCCGGCCUCAUGGUCCCAUAUUCCUCUUUCAUGACUCGGGACAACGGCAUCGUGCGCUACGCCACCAUGAUUCCUGCCACUAACAACCUGAUCAGUUUAAUAUCAGGAAUCAUGAUAUUUUCGACCGUCUUUUCAACUCUGAUUACGUCAGACAAGCCCACAAGCCGCGCCCAAAUCGUCGCCACUCUCAAGGACAGCGGUCCAGGCAGUACGGGCCUCACCUUCAUCUGGAUUCCUGUGCUGUUUUCUACGAUUGGAACAUUGGGUCGAGUUUUGAGCAUUCUGUUCUUCUUGUGUCUGUCAAUGGCUGGGAUUACCUCCCUUAUUUCCAACAUGGAACUCGUGUCUCAUACACUUUAUGACUUUGGUUUAUCCAGAAAAUAUAGCACUCCUUUGACGGUUCUGAUGAUGUUUCUGAUUGGUUUAAUGUCUGCUAUCAACCUGGACAUUUUGACGAAUCAGGAUUUCGUGUGGGGUUUCGCCCUCGUUAUAAAUGGCAUGAUGUUUUUGUGUAUGGUUAUCGUCUUCGGCGCAGAGAAAUUUCGACGUGACGUCAUCAACAGCUACAGCGUAGACGAUUGGACGCUCCCUCCUGUUUGGAAAUGGAUUGUCAAAUUCCUUGCGCCAAUUGAAGCCGUAGCUCUGAUUGUAUGGUGGGCUAUUGACGUCAUUUCGAGCGAGAAAAGCACGGGAGAGAUGUGGUAUGAUUUCGGGAAGGAAACAUUUUUGAUAACCAUAACACAGUGGUUUGGUGCCAUGAUCAUCCUGAUUUUAAUCAACGUGGUUGUUGUACGUGUGUGGUUCAAACAGAAGUAUUCGUUUGAACAUUCGGAUCGACAUCAGUUGCUCAAAUAAGUGAUAUUUUGUUCCCAUAAACACUGUCAUCGUUCUGCGGCUAUCUUCGAUUUGUCACAGAUUUUAUAGGAACCAGUGUUCAGACGAAGUUAGAGCUGUUUUUAUCCUUAAAGGUAGACUAAACUCCAACAAGAGCCGUAUGUGUUGGAAAGAUAUAUACCCUGACCACCAACAUAUACUGACACUUUAACAAAUGAAAAACGCUCUGAUUUUAGAGUUAAUAAAAAACCCAUGAUUAUUCCUGCUAACUCGGGGCAGCCAUUUUGUUUCGUUUUUGUGACGUCCGGUGG